This is a messenger RNA of Maniola jurtina (meadow brown), 1601 nucleotides long. RefSeq names its product lipase 3-like. Lineage: Eukaryota; Metazoa; Arthropoda; Insecta; Lepidoptera; Nymphalidae. Gene Ontology annotation, biological process: lipid metabolic process. The transcript has a single exon. The record is from RefSeq and is a predicted model, not a curated record. Bases 140 to 1531 code for a protein of 463 amino acids.
ACCACAGGAUACAAGGCGAGCAUAAUGAAUUAGUUAGAUAUAAGAUCAGUAGUGUAAAAACUUAAUAAGUACCUUACAGCAAGGUCAAUUCGCGAGAUGAGCUCAGUUUGUCGUUCGACCGUGUGUCGGCUGUUCAUACAUGAUGACUGCCGCCGGAUUUACAUUUGUAAUGUUAUUAUUAUCAUGCCACGGGCAAGAAUUAUUUCCCUUCGCAAGUGUGAUAAGUAACACCCUCACGCACAACCCGAUAGUGCAGCUCGCUUCGCUGACAUCGGGAGAGGUUGUAGCGAACGCUGCCGGCGCUAUCGCUGAAGCUCCCAUUGCAAUCGCCCGGGCGGCCGGCUCCUUCUACACCUUCCCGUUUCUCGCCAACCGUAAAAAUCUGGUGGACUAUGCCGACAAGUUAGUCUUAGAAUAUUAUUCCAAUGCAAACAACGAAGACAUCACGCUAAGUAUCGGUGAUCUCAUAACAAAGUAUGGAUACCCGGUAGAAAAGCACGCCGUCCACACCGAGGACGGCUACAAGCUUCACAUGUUCAGGAUACCGAGCAACGGAUCAGUAGUUUUCCUCAUGCACGGUCUAGAAGGAAGCGCGGACGACUUCGUCCUGAACGGUCCUCAAAGUGGUCUCGCUUACCUCUUAGCUGACGAGGGUUACGACGUUUGGAUGGGAAACGCCCGUGGGAACAAACAUUCGCGGCAUCAUAAAUACCUCACUCCCUCCGAUUCAGAAUUUUGGGACUUUUCGUGGCACGAUAUCGGAUAUUACGAUCUGCCGGCUAUGAUAGAUCGUGCGCUCCACGUUAGUAAUUCCGAUACACUGAAGUAUAUCGGACAUUCCCAGGGGACUACGGUAUUCUUCGUGAUGGCCUCGGAGCGAGCGGAGUACAACGAUAAAGUCACCCUCAUGGUCGCUCUGUCCCCGGUGGCGUACAUGACACACGUCAAAUCGCCGCUGGUCCGGCUCCUGGCGCCGGGAACGCCUCUUAUUUACGGGGUGAUGAAAACUCUAGGUGUGUACGAGUUCCUGCCCGACAAUUCCUUGUUAAGACCAAUAAAACUGUUGAUGUGCGGCGAUGCGCCCUUGGCAGAUAUUCUGUGCAGUAAUUUUGUGUUUUUGAUCGUCGGCUUCGACUUGGAGCAACUCAACAUGACCAAUUUGGCCGUGAUAUUGGGUCACAUGCCGUCCGGUGCUUCGGUGAAACAGUUCGCGCAUUACGGCCAAGGUGUUGUUUCGGGGGAGUUUCGACAGUUCGAUUUAGGUGUGAUGGGAAACUUGGAGAGGUACGGGUCACAGACACCUCCUCGGUACGCGCUGGAUCGUGUGCGGGUCCCGGUGUCCUUGUUCUACAGUGACGCGGACUGGUUGGCUCACCCCGUGGAUGUAGACAGGUUGUACAACGAGUUGCAGAAUGCUGUGGACAUCCACAAGGUUCCAUACGAACCCUUCAACCACUUAGAUUUUUUGUUCGCGAAAGACUUUAAAAGAUUGAUUUACAAAAGAUUACGUAAAUUGCUGUCAUUAUUUUAACAACUGAAAUUAUGAGAUACCAUUAUGUUUGUUUGUUAAAGGUGUUAUGAAAUGAAAUAAAUAUUGUGAG